CCUUUGCUGGCAUCCCGCCAGCUCCCUUGGCGUGUUAGUCUUCCUGUCAGCACCUGUCACUGGGAGUUUUAUGCUUCAACCAAGCAGAGUUCAGAAGUCUGGCUGCCGCUUCUCACCAAGUGCCAAGACAAAAGCACUGCCUGUCUCCACCAGAACUGCACGGCAGGAAGGUUUGCAACUGGAGGUCUGGGGUGCUUUUCCAGCCGGGUGUGUACUUCUAAGAAGACUGAGAUAGUAAAGUGUCAGGUUUCCUUUCAGGUGACUUCCAACGACCUGCCUCAGGGAGGAGGAAGAGGAACGCACCAGUUCAUGUUGGGCGAGAAUGGCACCACCCUCCAGUCUCUGCCCGCUCCUGCUCGGAGUGCUAGGUAUCAUUACACUGGGCCACUUCACAGAAGGUCAGAACAGCCGCACACUGAUUUUCACAAGGGGAGAUACCAUUCGGAACUGCAGCUGCCCUGAGGACAUCAGGGACUGUGACUACAGUCUGGCCAGCUUGAUGUGCAACUGUAAGUCUGUCCUGCCUUUUGCCAUGGAGCAAACCAGAUAUCAUGACCACCUGACCAUCUGGUUCACAGACCCAUCCACGCUGGGCCAGCUGCUGAAAUUCACUCUGGUCCAAGACCUGAAGCUUUCCUUGUGUGGUUCCAACACUCUCCCCACCAAGUACCUGGCUAUCUGUGGGCUGAAGAGGCGUCACAUCAGUGCUGAAGCCAAGCAUCCCUCUCGGGAGCAGAGCGUGCUCAUCCACAGCAGAAGGGACAGCCAGUACAAAGGCUGGCAAACAUGUAUGUUCAUCUUACUCUUAGAUAUGGCUCUUUUUAACAGGGACUCGUCUUUAAAGUCAUACAGUGUUGAUAAUGUUCCCAGCCUCACCAGAGACCUUCCCGAUUUUCCCUACUUUAGGACUUCCCCAGUGCCAAACAACAAAAGCUAUGUUGUCACCAUCAUUUAUUAGCAUCCUGUGUCCAUCCACCAGGAACUCUGGAAAAAAGGGAUGGACCAUUUGAACAAGGAAUUUGGGAAUAAGGCCACGAGACAGGUGUUCCUAUUCCUUCUCUCGACCUCCAUUUACAACAGAGCACACCCGAGAGCAGCCGGUUCCCUCUGCUUCACUUCCAACGCUAGGGGCUGUUUGACUCCUGAGACCUGUCCUAAGAACCAGCUAGCUAGGUGUUUGCAACAGGCAGCCCAUGGCGCAAUGCCAGGUUAGAAGGGGAGAGAGGGGUGCACACCAGGAACUAUUUAUUGGAGCCCAGUAUAGGCACGGCCCUAAGGAAGGAAGGGAUUUUCUUUCAGAGCACAGUAAUCCUUCCUUAGCUGUGUGGGUACAUUCCAAGACCCUGACGAUGCCUGAUCGAGCAAACAGUACUAAACCCUAUGCAUACUGUAUUUUUCCUAAACAUAGAGACUUAUGACAAAAAUCUAAUUUAUAAAUUGAGAUCACUGUGGGAUUAACAAAGAUUGCGACAUACUGUAAGAAAGUUAUGCAGACAUGUUCUCACAUUCUAUUGCACAGUACCCAUUCUUUCCGUGACGACGGCUUCUCUUUGGCAUAGCCAAAUUUCCAGCAUUGUUGUUUUGCAUGUGAUGGCGAUUACCGAGUAAAACAUGGGUUUCUUGGAUACUAACUUGACAGUCACAACUGUCAGUCUGAUAACAGAGACAAGCCACUAGGUGCCUGAUGGUUGGCAGUGUAUAUCCUGUUUCUAUGACAGGCAAGGGGAUGGCUGUGUCCCCAGUGGAAUGGGGCAGGACUACAUUCUGGCUUAUAAGUAAAACUACAGACCAGGGACCACUGUUCCCCCUUUGCUGGUUUUCUUUUUCAUUUUGUGACGAGGCCUGGAAUUCAGUUUCCUUCAGGCUGAUAUUUCCCCAAUACUUGUUAAGAACAAGUGCAUUGAGAAAUUGGGAUUUUAAGGGUGGACUUAUGGAGAUUGGGAAGGUAUGUGAAGGAUGGGGUGGAACCUUAACACUAACGAAGGCCUGGGGUCCUAAGAGAGGACACCUAGUGAGAAUGCACAGACCACCACACACCGAGCCCCACACUCCUGCACAAAGCACGGUUCCAGGGGAAGUUUCUUUCUGGUCCCCCUCGCUCACAGAGCACGGCCUGGGCAAGGCUCUUCCGGUCCUUCCUUCUCAGUCCCCGGCUUUUGUCCGAGCAUCUUUGUUCCCUCUCUACACUGACCUCUCGUCCUUUUCCCUCUCGCUCCAGAAACCAGAACUGUCACUAGGAUUGUUAAGCCACGUUAGGGAUAGCUUGGGAAUCUAACAAUCGCUUCUAGCUCGGGACUCAAAUGAUAAAGACUUAAUUUUAAAAUGCAGUUUGGGUCCUGAGUCCAUCUGGAAGUUUAAGAAGAGAAAGUUAAGACAUUCCAUACAAGACGGUUGACACAAACCCUGUCUCGGAAAAAACAAACAAAAAACAAAAACAUGCCAUUUGUCUAAACUUAGAAUAAAACAAAGUUGAAACAUUACUGAAUUCAUGAUAAUACAAUGAUACGAAACAAUUUUAUUGUAAGAUCAUAGGUUAGUCACAUUCAUCAUUUUUUUUCCAGUCUUAACCUUAAUAAUAAGGUAACUCGACCCGAAACUUCUACAUUUGCAUAGUUGGCAGGGGAUUUGGCCAUUCGGACUAAUUAACAUGGGUCCAUAAUG
This is a messenger RNA of Mesocricetus auratus (golden hamster), 2661 nucleotides long. It is a transcript of the gene Epcip, whose product is annotated as chromosome unknown C21orf62 homolog. The coding region runs from base 323 to 958 and encodes 211 amino acids. NCBI's taxonomy places the organism in Eukaryota, Metazoa, Chordata, Mammalia, Rodentia, Cricetidae. The record is from RefSeq and is a predicted model, not a curated record. The transcript has a single exon.